AUGGGCGUUUCUGCAGAGGAUUUCAAUAAUGAUGGGUACGUGGACAUUGUCGUGACGACCUUCUCCGGCAACGACUUUGUUCUUCUGAACGAGGGAGGUACUGGGUUCCGCCGCUUUAACUUGCCGGAAGUUAGGAAACCCUCCUCUACACGCGGACACAAUGUCAUGGCUCUUGACUACAACCGUAACGGAAAGGUCGAUCUUAUCUUCAGUCAAGGGUUCCGUAAGGCAUUCACGGGUGGGUACCGCUUGAUGAGGAACAAUCUGGCCAUCGGACCAAACUCGCACUACCUCUUGGUGAGAGUCGGGAAUGAACCUAGUCGCGCGAUUACUUCAAUCAACGCCAUUGUCACGGUCCAUAUCGGUACUCAGAGGCUUACAAGGCGUGUUGGAGGACGUGGGGCCCAAUCGGGAUCUCAGUCUUACAUCGAUACCGUACACUUUGGGCUUGGAAGCACCGCUGUUGUGACGAAGGUGACAGUCAAAUGGACUACUGGCUUCAUGGUUGCGCGGACAAAUGUGAGGGCGGAUCGCGUUAUCCGUUUUGGUGUGGGUUUAUAA
Messenger RNA from Chondrus crispus (carragheen), 561 nucleotides. RefSeq lists its product as hypothetical. NCBI's taxonomy places the organism in Eukaryota, Rhodophyta, Florideophyceae, Gigartinales, Gigartinaceae. The record is from RefSeq and is a predicted model, not a curated record. The coding region runs from base 1 to 561 and encodes 186 amino acids. The transcript has a single exon.